This is a messenger RNA of Labrus mixtus (cuckoo wrasse), 3438 nucleotides long. RefSeq names its product neurexophilin-2-like. The record is from RefSeq and is a predicted model, not a curated record. Gene Ontology annotation, molecular function: signaling receptor binding. The coding region runs from base 691 to 1482 and encodes 263 amino acids. The transcript has 3 exons. Lineage: Eukaryota; Metazoa; Chordata; Actinopteri; Labriformes; Labridae.
AAAACGUGGAAGUGUAACUCUACAAAAAACUGCUUACAGUGCCAUCAAGCAUUGUAUUUGUCCUCUAGACAGAUAGGGAAAGACUCCAACGAUAGAUCUUCGGUCUGAUUCUCAGCAAGGAUGCGCAUGGACCUAGGAGUCUCCAGACGCGCAGCAGAGGAUUUUGCGCACUGAAAUCGAGUAGAGCUGAAGUGAGCGCACAGCGAGCAAACUGCUGUCUGACUGACCGCGGCUCCAUCGCUGGGAUACGGGCUCGUUUGCUUUUGCUGUGUGAGAACAUUGUCAGUGCUUUAACACAACUGCUCGGGAUUGAACAGGGGGACAUAGUUAUCACUUUAUUUCGCUUUGGUUUGAUUCGCAACUUACAGAAGAAGUCUUUUUUUUUAACGGAGUCACUGAAUGUAGCCGUUUUACUUUGUUUGUAAAGAUCUCCAAAGUGUCCCAUCUACUCGGGGAGAAUUCAAACAAGAUCCCAGAAGACCUUUGAGAGGAUCUUUUUUUUUUAAUGAUUUUCCCAAAGUGGGUUGAACAAGGAUGAUCCCAACCGCCUUAACUGACCAACUGAGGUAUUACAUUUGAAAAGCGGUGAUCCCAGCAAUGCUUCAGCGGCAUCUUCGUCCGUCCCUCUCCAAAUCUCGCAGAGAGGAUUUAAGCGCUGCUCUUUUUGAAUAAGUCGACAAGUCACUGAAGAUGAGAGCUGUGCAAACAUUCCUGUUUCUUUUCGUCCUGCACCAGGUCACAUGCAGGAAAGCACAUGGAGGAGCCUCAGAGCUUAUUGAGUGGGGAGACAGCGAUAAUGUGCAGAAGAUUUCUCCCACAGGGGCCAGUCCACGAAUCCUCAAUCCUCUGCGUUUGUUUGCCAAGGGCUCCCCUGGGUUCAAAAGCAACAUGAGGGAAAUCACAUAUUUACAGAACAUGGAGGACUUCUGGGACUGGUUAUCUAACCAGACAGAUGUUCAGGGUGCACAGGCUAGAACUAAACGCAGGCCCAUCGUCAAGACCGGCAAGUUCAAAAAGAUGUUUGGGUGGGGGGAUUUCCACUCAAACAUCAAGACUGUAAAACUCAACCUGCUGAUUACAGGGAAGAUCGUGGACCAUGGGAAUGGGACUUUUAGCGUUUACUUUCGCCACAACUCCACUGGCUUGGGGAAUGUGUCAGUCAGCCUGGUGCCGCCAUCAAAGGUUGUAGAGUUUGAGAUUGCCCAGCAGUCCACGCUGGAGACAAAAGACACCAAAUCAUUCAACUGUCGCAUUGAGUAUGAGAAGACGGACCGCAAUAAGAAGACUGCCCUGUGCAACUUUGACUCAUCCAAGGUGUGCUACCAGGAGCAGACGCAGAGCCAUGUGUCCUGGUUGUGCUCAAAACCCUUCAAAGUCAUAUGCAUCUAUAUAGCCUUUUACAGUGUAGACUAUAAAUUGGUGCAGAAGGUAUGCCCUGACUACAACUACCAUAGUGACACACCUUACUCCUCCACAGGAUGAUCUAGCUGUUGUAAGUGUGCAUUCACUUUUAGUUUGAUUCAAAUAUGUCAACGUCAACCUUUAAUCUCUUUGUCCCAAAACACCUAAAUAAGUGAGACAUGCUCUGGAGAGAUUUGGAUGCAUUGUUACAAACUUUUGAACAUACUGCGGACAGAUAUACAGAUUUAACCCUUGGGAUAGUUAGGUGUUGAGGGACUCGGUUUUAGGGGUUGACUUGGGAUUCAGAGAUUGCUACCAACCCUGGAUGACUCCUCCACAUCACAACACCACAUGUUCUCCUUAAACCACUGGUGUAAUUAGCAUGUUGUCCAGAUGUUUUCUCCAAGGCUAGACCAUAGGCAAGCUGUCUCCCAAGUGGAAGAGAACAUAAUUGGCUUCUACUUUUUCAAACAAUUUCCUCAGCUCAUUUAAAAAGUCAGUUAUGGGAUAAAAUAUGACAAGACUUGAAAUCAUGACAAUAGUUACAAUACAAACACAAUACAAUUGUUGUUCACUUUGGUGUUGAAAUGAUAUAUAACCCAUUGAAGUGUUGCUACAUUUUCACUUAUAGAUCAAAAGAAUCUCUUCAUUGCUUUUGAAAUAAAUUAACAUCCAUUUGUACAGACAUAGGCAGGAGAGCUUUUUAAGAUUAGUCUCAUCAAUGUUCCCCCCCCCCCCUUCCCAAAUGUCUCAGAACAAUUAAUAUGGCUGUAAAUGUGUUUUCCUUAUCUAUCUCUUAUAGGGAUGUUAAUGGAGUGAGUUGAUAGAUUAUAUGCCCAUGACAAAUUAUUGCUCAAGCACAUCUAAUCCAAAGGCAAAGGAUCGUAAAUCAUUACACAAAAUAUGUGCAACCCGACUCCUGUCUUUUUACUCUUUAAAUGUGUUUUUUUUUUUUUUUUUUUUUUUGCUGCAAUCACAGGAUGUGUAUGCUUAACCGGUAGGAAAUCCAACAUCCGUGUUUGCAGGAUGCACUUUGAGGCAUCAGCGGACUGAACAGAAGAGCAGUGGAUUAAUAUGUCAGGAGAGGCAGGGGGAAAGUGAUAAUUGCAAGACUAAGAUUUAGUGAGUGUGGAAGACAAUUAUCAGCACUUUUUACCGGUCCUGCCACCAGUGCUAACAUUACCUUCCAUAUGAUUUAGUUUAGAGCAAGGGUAAAGGAACCAAAAGUAGAAAAAGUGAAAUAAACAAAAUAAAGGAAAAAAAGGAGAACACUAAAGAAUUGGUCUGGAAUAUUAAUGGGAAGCAGGACUUGUUUUGAAAGUAAUAAACCUUUCAAGAUUUCACAGCAGACUAAAGUGAACUGACUGAAAAGUUGGACAACAUCAAUAAUGAAAUGUGCUUUGACUCAGCUAUCCAAUUUUCAAAUGAAAAUCAUCAAGACACAAAAAUAGUGUCAUGUGGGGGGUUAGGUCAUGUGCCAAUCAUUUCCAUCAUUGUUACCUUAAUACUGUACCUCAUGUCUUAUCCCAUCAGCUGUAAACAACCAUCAAAUUAAACAAAUCAAAAGGUGUAUGAUAAGGUACUUACUAAAUUCAAGGUGAUCUAGGUUGAUGUUUUAGUUCUCCUCAUUUGUGCAAUUGCUGUGUAUUAACGUGUAACUCUAAAUCUUGACCUUUUUACUUGCUAUACAAUGUCGAUUUAUCCACACAUUUCCAGAGAAUGAUAUAUCAAGAAGUAAAAUGUAUCUUAUUUUUGGUGUUUGUUAAGCGAUAUCAUGUAAAUACCUGUCAUACUUUACUGCUUAAGGUGAUAUAUUGUUUUAUUUACAUAUUUGUAAUCAAUGCAGAUUUGAUUUAUUUUGAUUUCCUGCUUGAUAAACUAAGUUUUCCCUGUUAAAAAAGAAAGAGCAAUGCGUCUGUGUCCAUUGUACAAGUUAGACAUUCUGGGACGUUUUAAUACAUUUAGGGUUCAUUUUGUUAAGAUGAAAUUGUAAAGAUCAAUUUAGGUUUUUAUGGCAUUAAACUUUAUUCAAACCUG